AUGGCACCGGAGGAGAAGGAUCCCCAGGCAGCUGCAGCAGCAGCACCGCCUCCCCCUGAGGCCAAUGCGGCUGCUGGAGAGAAGGAGGAGGACCCUGAGAGGAAGAAGAAGAAGGAGGAGAAGGCGCGGGAGAAGGAGCUGAAGAAGCAGAAGGCAGCGGAGAAGGCAGCCAAGGCCAAGGCAGCCGCUGCUGCUGCCGCUUCUGCUGAGCCGUCCAAGAAGGCCGAGGCGAAGGCAAAGAAGGCAGCAGCGGCAGCAGCAGGGGGGGGGGCAGGCGAGGAGGCAGAUGCAGCGAAUCCGCCCACGGAGCCUGGGCAGAAGAAGCACCUCGCCAAGGAGAUGGCCAAGGCGUACAACCCCAAGGCCGUUGAAGCAUCGUGGUACGAGUGGUGGGAGCACGCAGGGUUCUUCAAAGGCAACAACCAGAGCACCAAGCCUCCCUUCGUCAUUGUGGUGCCUCCUCCCAAUGUGACGGGAGCGCUGCACAUCGGGCACGGGUUGACAGCAGCAGUGGAGGACACGAUCGUGCGGUGGAAGAGAAUGAGUGGCUACAACGUGUGCUGGGUACCUGGAACGGAUCAUGCCGGCAUUGCCACCCAGGUGGUGGUGGAGAAGAAGUUGAUGAGGGAGAAGGGUCUGUCUCGCCACGACGUGGGCAGGGAGGACUUUGUCAAGGAGGUGUGGAAGUGGAAGGAGGACUAUGGAGGCCGCAUUGGGAACCAGCAGCGCAAGAUGGGGGCUUCUCUUGACUGGUCCCGAGAGUGCUUCACCAUGGACGACAAGCUGUCCCGUGCCGUCACAGAGGCAUUUGUCAGGCUGCACGACCAGGGGCUCAUCUACAGGGACAACCGCCUGGUCAACUGGGACUGUGUCCUCCGAACAGCCAUCUCCGAUAUUGAGGUGGAGUAUCACGAGCUGAAGGGUCGCACGCUCCUCCCUGUCCCUGGCUACGACAAACCCGUGGAAUUCGGAGCCAUCACCUCGUUCGCAUACCCCUUAGAAGCAGACUCAGCACAGGGAGAAGGCGCCGCUGGUGCAGGCAGCGAGGGGGCUCUGACUGAGAUUGUGGUGGCAACCACCCGGCCGGAGACCAUGCUGGGAGAUACGGCAGUGGCGGUUCAUCCGGAUGAUCCUCGUUAUAAGGCGCUUCACGGCAAGUUUGCGGUGCACCCGUUCAGCGGGAGGCGGAUUCCGAUUGUGUGCGAUGCUGAGCUGGUGGACAUGGCGUUUGGAACUGGCGCUGUGAAGAUCACUCCCGCCCACGACCCCAACGAUUUCGCCACGGGCAAGCGGCACAACCUGGAGUUCAUUAAUAUCUUCACGGACGAUGGGCUGAUCAAUGCUAACGGUGGGAAGGAGUUUGAAGGGAUGAAGCGGUUUGACGCUCGCACGGCUGUUCUGGAGAAGCUGCAGGAGAAGGGUCUCUACAGGGGCGUAGCGGACAACCCCAUGCGGCUUGGCUUCUGUUCCCGCAGCAAGGAUAUUAUUGAGCCCAUGCUCAAGCCGCAGUGGUAUGUCAGCUGCGCUGACGUGGCGGCUGACGCGUGCCAGGCUGUCAGGGACGGCCAGCUGGAGUUCAUCCCCAAGGCGCAUGAGGAGACGUGGUUCAGAUGGCUGGAGAACAUCCGUGAUUGGUGCAUUUCCCGCCAGCUCUGGUGGGGCCACCGCAUCCCGGCGUGGUACGUCACCUUCGACCAAUCAGACGAGGCCGCCGCCCGCGACUUCCCCGUCCGCGAUUUCGGCGCUUACAACACCAACUGGGUCGUCGCCCGCACCGACGACGAAGCGCGCCGGGCAGCCGAAAUAAAGUUCCCGGGCAGAAAAUUCGAGAUCGGGCGGGACCCGGAUGUGCUGGACACGUGGUUUUCGUCGGGGCUGUUUCCGUUCUCCGUGUUUGGGUGGCCGGAGGAGAGUGCUGAUUUCAAGGCGUUUUAUCCCACCGCGCUGCUGGAGACGGGGCAUGACAUCCUCUUCUUCUGGGUCGCCCGGAUGGUCUUCAUGGGGCUUCGGUUGACAGGACAGCUGCCCUUCAAGCAGGUCUACCUACACGCCAUGGUGCGCGAUGCUCACGGCCGAAAGAUGUCCAAAUCCUUGGGCAAUGUGAUCGACCCUCUGGAGGUGAUCAACGGCAUCACCCUGCAGCAGCUGCAGGCGAACCUCGAGAAGGGCAACUUGGACCCGCGGGAGGUGAAGAAGGCGCAGGCAGGCCAGGCCGCGGAUUUCCCCAACGGCAUUGCUGAGUGCGGCUGCGACGCCCUGCGAUUCGCCCUCGUCAACUACACCACUCAGUGGAUGAACAUCAAUCUGGACAUCCAGCGAGUGCACGGCUACCGCCUCUGGUGCAACAAGCUCUGGAACGCAAUCCGAUUCGCCAUGCUCAACCUCGGGGACUCCUUCACGCCCCCGUCCGUCCUCCCCCAACCCUCCUCCUCCUCCUCCUCCUCCGCCUCUCCUGCCCUCACUCCCACGCUCAACUUUGCCUUCUCUGCGCCGCUCCCGCUGUCCUGCCGCUGGAUUCUCUCGGUGCUCAACGCUGCGGUUACGCGUGCGGUAACCGCGCUGGAGGGGUAUGACCUGGCAGAGGCGACCAACGCAGCGUACGCGUGGUGGCAGUACCAGCUGUGCGACGUUUUUAUCGAAGUGGCCAAGCCGGCCUUUAACGCUGCUGAAGGGGAGGAAGCGUUGAAGCUGAAGCAGGUGACGCGCGAGGUCCUCUGGGUGUGUCUGGACGCGGGUCUGCGUCUCCUCCACCCCUUCAUGCCAUUCGUCACGGAGGAGCUCUGGCAGCGCCUUCCCAAACCAGCCGACUACUCCUGGCCUUCCAUCAUGCUCGCCCCCUACCCAUCUCCUGUCAAGGAGUGGGCAGAUCCUGAAGCAGAAGCAAUGAUGGUGACAGCAGAAAGCGCGGUUCGCUCCAUUCGCUCCCUGCGCAUGGCCUAUGCCCUGCAGCCCAAGCAGCGGCCCACCGCGUAUGCUCAGUGCAAGAGCGAGGCUGCUACUGCUGCUGUGACGGCUGCUGUGGGGGAGAUCAAGACUCUUGCCACACUCGCAGAGCUGCAGGUGCUCCCAGCAGGGGAGUCAGCCCCGGCAGGGUGUGCAGUGGCAAUAGUGGAUGAGAGUCUGUCCGUGCACGUGCUGCUGAGGGGGAUGGUGGACGCCAAAUCAGAGGCACAGAAGCUGGGCAAGCGCAAGGGCGAAACCGCCAAGCUCCAGGAGGCUCUUGCCAAGAAGAUGGGUGUACCGGGGUAUGAGGAGAAGGUGCCAGCGAACGUGCGGGAGGAGAAUGCCAGCAAGGCUGCCAAGCUGGCAGCUGAGCUGGCGAGCAUUGACGAGGCGAUCAAGAACUUUGAGAAGCUCAUGCUUGAUGAAGCCUCUUCCUGA
Molecule: messenger RNA, 3381 nt
Organism: Closterium sp. Naga37s-1
Lineage: Eukaryota; Viridiplantae; Streptophyta; Zygnematophyceae; Desmidiales; Closteriaceae
Source: the annotation of a GenBank genome assembly